GAACGGCGUCGGCUUCCGUGUCUGUAACCGCGCUGAUAUCGAUGCUGUGAGGGGUCUCGACUCUGACAUCGCCGGCGAGGAAACUCUGGCUUCCGCUGCCUCCUCCUCCGACUCGGAAACCGGCGGAGCUUCGCCGCCACCGCGGAAGAAAAGCCGAGGCUCGGCGGCGGAGGGAGCAGGAGAGAGCGGUGCGUCUGCUGCCGGGAUCACGGGCCUCUCUGCGGCGUCUCUCCCAACCCCCCACCAGCGCUCGGACAUCCGUCUCAAUCACAGCCUGCGGUCGCGCAGAUCCGCCACUGUAACUUCGUUUUAUAAGAUGCAGGCCAACGGGACCGGAGCACAGGAACCGGAGCCGGAGUCCUGCAGGAACGGGGAGUCCUCGUCCUCCGCCGCGGGAGCGGUGCACUCCAACGGUUUGCUGUCCUCCGCGAAUAACGGACUGCCGUCCAUCGAGAGCCCUGCGUCUGACAGCAGCACGAAGAAGAAGAAACGACUGUCCCAGAGCGACGAGGACGUGAUCCGGCUCAUCGGACAACAUCUCCGUGGGCUGGGACUCGAUCAAACGGUGGACCUGUUGAUGCAGGAAUCGGGCUGUAGACUUGAGCAUCCUGCUGCUACCAAGUUCAGGAAUCAUGUGAUGGAGGGAGAAUGGGAGAAGGCUGAGAGCGACCUGAACGAGCUGAAAGCACUGAUGCAUUCCCCCAGCGCUGUGGUGCGGAUGAAGUUCCUGCUCCUGCAGCAGAAGUAUCUGGAGUAUCUGGAGGACGGGAAGAUUCUGGAAGCGCUGCAGGUGCUCCGAGCCGAACUCACGCCCCUGAAGUACAACACUGAACGCAUCCACGUCCUCAGCGGGUACCUGAUGUGCAGUCUUCCCGAUGACCUGCGAGCUAAAGCAGAGUGGGAAGGCAAAGGGACGGCCUCACGAUCCAAACUCCUCGACAAGCUGCAGACGUUUCUGCCCCCGUCUGUGAUGUUGCCGCCCCGUCGUCUGCAGACACUCCUGCGGCAGGCCGUGGAGCUGCAGAGAGACCGCUGUCUCUACCACAACACCAAACUGGACAGCGGACUGGACAAUGUGUCUCUGCUCAUAGACCACGUGUGCAGCAGGAAACAGUUCCCCUGCUACACCCAGCAGAUCUUGACAGAGCACUGCAAUGAAGUCUGGUUCUGUAAAUUCUCCAACGACGGCACCAAACUGGCCUCGGGGUCCAAAGACACAACAGUCAUCAUUUGGCAGGUUGACCCUGAUUCUCACCAGCUCAAGCAGCUGAAGACGUUGGAGGGUCAUGCCUAUGGGGUUUCCUAUCUGGCCUGGAGCCCCGACGACACGUAUCUGAUAGCGUGCGGCCCGGACGACUGCUCCGAGCUCUGGCUGUGGAACGUGCAGACAGGGGAACUGAGAACUAAAAUGAGCCAGUCCCAUGAGGACAGCCUGACCAGCGUGGCCUGGAAUCCAGAUGGCAAGCGUUUCGUUACCGGAGGUCAGAGAGGCCAGUUCUACCAGUGUGAUCUGGACGGAAACCUGCUGGACUCCUGGGAGGGCGUCCGUGUUCAGUGUCUGUGGUGUGUGAGUGACGGCAGGACAGUUCUGGCCUCUGAUACACACCAGCGCAUCCGUGGAUAUAACUUUGAAGAUCUGACCGACAGGAACAUAGUUCAAGAGGACCAUCCGAUCAUGUCCUUCACCGUGUCAAAGAGCGGGAGAUUAGCUCUGUUAAAUGUCGCAACUCAGGGAGUUCAUCUGUGGGACCUGCAGGACCGUGUGUUAGUCAGGAAGUACCAGGGUGUGACUCAGGGCUUCUACACCAUACACUCCUGCUUUGGCGGCUACAACGAAGACUUUAUCGCCAGUGGCAGUGAAGAUCACAAAGUGUACAUCUGGCACAAGCGCAGCGAGCUGCCCAUAGCGGAGCUGACGGGUCACACGCGCACAGUCAACUGUGUGAGCUGGAACCCUGUGCUGCCGGGCCUGAUGGCCAGCGCCUCGGACGACGGCACCCUGAGGGUCUGGGGUCCCGCACCCUUUCUGGACUCGCAGGAGACCGAGGGGCUCACCGGUACGAAACCCCUCAUCAGUCAACAUGCUGCUCGUUUGUCGUAACGUCAAAUUGUUAAACUCCAUCUGAAAAAUAUUUGGCUGGUAAACUAUGAAA
Messenger RNA from Carassius carassius (crucian carp), 2153 nucleotides. Its product is annotated as WD repeat-containing protein 26-like. NCBI's taxonomy places the organism in Eukaryota, Metazoa, Chordata, Actinopteri, Cypriniformes, Cyprinidae. The transcript is spliced from 13 exons. Gene Ontology annotation, molecular function: protein binding. The record is from RefSeq and is a predicted model, not a curated record. Gene Ontology annotation, cellular component: GID complex. The coding region runs from base 317 to 2101 and encodes 594 amino acids. Gene Ontology annotation, biological process: proteasome-mediated ubiquitin-dependent protein catabolic process.